GCUUGCGAGUGCGUAAAGUAGAUAAAAGUAUCAGUAUGCUGAAAGUAGCCGUUUUUUUGUUGUUGACAGCCGUGGGUCUGACCCAGGCUAAAACGUUCACGAGGUGUGGCUUGGUUAAGGAACUUAGGAGGCAAGGAUUCCCAGAGAGCAAAAUGACUAAUUGGGUAUGCCUUGUGGAGAACGAAAGCGGCAGACGGACAGACAUAACAAGCAAAGUGAACACCAACGGGUCCAGAGACUACGGCCUGUUCCAGAUAAAUGACAAGUACUGGUGCAGCAAAACAAGCACUCCGGGCAAAGACUGCAACGUCACAUGUCGUCAACUAUUGACCGACGACAUCACCAAGGCGAGCACUUGCGCCAAGAAGAUCUACAAGCGUCACGGGUUCUUGGCCUGGUACGGUUGGCGUAACCACUGCCAGGGCAAGCCCCUGCCUGACAUCAGCAAGUGUUGAGAAUACGUAACUAUGCAUUUAUUUUAUAGCUGUAAGGUAACCUAAAUAAAUCGGUUAUGCAAAUAAAACAUAACAUUGUAAAUGUGAAAGAAGUGCGAAAGACAGACUUUUGAAUUUCGCUUUUAUGGCUAAACCGGUGGGCUAAAUUUGAUGCAAUUUCGAAUAGAUGGUGGAUGGUUAAUUAUCCGAGGUGAAACAUAGGGUACCGCGGGCAUACCAGCUCGUAGGUUAAUAUAGACAGGCAUCUUUUGAAUUUUGGAUUGAAAAUAGACCAAAAAAGGUCACGUGCAUGAAAGUGUUACAUGAAGUAGGUACUUACAUCAAAUACUUUUAAAAAAUGCAAUUUUUCGUAAAUGAAAAGAUGAUCACCACAGUCAGAAGUUGAAUUAAGUGUUAAAUAUUUAUAUUGCAAUUAUUAUUACACUCUACUAAUAUUAACAAAAAAUGAUAUUCAAUUUAGGUGUUAAAUUACACGAAGAUUCUACCUGUUAGAUAUAGAUGAGUGUAUUCGGUAGGACUUAGCGUAAGCGAAGUGGGACCCUUAACCCACGCGUGAUCCACCGCCUACGGAAUCUUUGUGAAGGGUCUGUACCACGAAAGAAGUCCAGCAGACGGGGCGCCACUGUCGAUGAUAUCAACAAUGUGGCCAAACUGUUAUUGAUAGUACCUUAUGUUGCCACAUAACUUUUUCGUGGUACAGCCCCUAGUUAGUAUUUACCACAUAGACGUUAAAAUAUUUAAUCUGGCACUAAACCUACUUCAAAAUGGAGAGAUUAACUUUUAACUUUUAGUGUUGGUUUGUGAUGGAAAUGAUGUUAUGAAACAUCUACAUAGGUACUUCCUAAUCAAAAGUUUUCGUAAGUUCUCCUUUGUUAUAUACGUAUUGUCUGUUUAAGACUGAAUAAAAAUAUAUUUUUUA
Messenger RNA from Plodia interpunctella (Indianmeal moth), 1374 nucleotides. It is a transcript of the gene Lzm, whose product is annotated as lysozyme-like. Bases 36 to 455 code for a protein of 139 amino acids. NCBI's taxonomy places the organism in Eukaryota, Metazoa, Arthropoda, Insecta, Lepidoptera, Pyralidae. The transcript has 3 exons. The record is from RefSeq and is a predicted model, not a curated record. Gene Ontology annotation, molecular function: lysozyme activity.